CAUACGAGGCAAACGAUUUAAAGUUCACGUCGAAGACGCAACAACCGAGAUAAACUACGAAGUAGAUUACAUGGUAUACUAUUCGACCAUUGAAUCCAACAGAACAACAGCUAUCAAGAAUCAGGCAAGAAACAUGCCACCUAAAGCAAAGAAAAAGGAAGAAAAUGAAGAUUUGGGGUUGAUGAAGGCCGCCAGAUUCGGGCGAGUCAAGAAUACCUUGUCGAUGGGAUUUGUCGGCCUCCCGAAUGUGGGCAAGAGUACCCUCACUAACCUACUUGUCGGUGCCAUGCACGCUGAAGCAGCCAAUUACCCGUACGUUAAUGUUAAAUAACCAUGAAAAGCAGUUAAUGAUGAUACCGCGCUCCAUCGCGAAUUGAAUCCCCCGAGUUGUCCCCUGCUCACCGCACGAUUUAUUUUCCUUUUUCAAUCAAUUACAGUUUCUGCACCAUCGACCCAAAUGUUGUUCAAUGCGUUGUCCCCUCGAAAGACUUCAAAUACCUUGCCGAGUGCUAUAAGCCACCGAGUGUUGUACCGGCUGUGUUAAAAGUUACGGAUAUUGCUGGUUUGAUCAAGGGUGCUAGUGAGGGAGCUGGCCUCGGAAAUGCCUUUCUUAGCCACAUCGCGGCUGUGGACGGUAUUUUUCACUUGGUCCGGGCUUUUGAUAGCGACGAAGUUAUUCACGUUGAUGACAGUGUAGAUCCAAUCAGAGAUUUGGAGACCAUUCAGGGUGAGCUUUGUGCUAAAGACAAAAGUACUUUGGUAGGUGUUCUUGAAAGGGAACAAGAGAAAGUUCGAAAGGAAAAAGGUUUGUCAAAACAAACCACAAAUUUUAAGCUCUCGGAAACUUUUACUUCGGCGUACGAAAAGGUGAGCAAAAUGGCGAGAAAGAGCCUAAAUUAAUAUUAACUGGACACGAACGUCAUCGUUGUUGAGAUUCUCACCGAAUCCUCAUUUCUUAGGCGUUGGCAUUGGUAGAAGCAAAUACUCCCAUCCAGACCGGAGAAUUCAAAGAUUCCGAAGUUGAGCACAUUCGCGAUUGGGGCUGCAUCACGACGAAACCGCAGAUCUAUGUUGUCAAUCUAUCCCAAAAGAAUUACAUUCGAAAGGGAAAUAAAUGGCUACAAAAGAUUGCUGAUUGGGUAAAGGAACACGGUGGUGGCCAGAUUCUCCCUGUUUCGUGUGAGUUUGAACAGAAUCUUUUCGACUUGAAAGACUACCCCGAUGAGCAGAAAGGUGAGUUUUCCGGUAACGAGUAGGAUGUCUGAUUUGCAACUAUAUUACCAACAUAUACUUCUCGAUCCUGCCUCUAACUUGUUUCACUUCGCGUUGACAUUUGUUUAUGUACUGCUAACUAGCUUUCCUUGCUGAGUGUAAAGAAACAGCCCUCAAGGCUGGACUUAAAGGCAAUCAGGCUGAGGUCAGAACAAUGAUUCCUCGAUUGAUUCGCGCCGGUCGUCAAGCUUUAUGCUUGCAAUCAUUUUUUACUGCUGGUCCCAAAGAAGUGAGAGCAUGGACCAUCAUGAAAGGAACAACUGCACCUCAAGCUGCCGGUGUGAUCCACUCCGACUUCGAAAGAGGUUUCAUCAAGGCCGAGGUGUGUGCAUUUGCUGACUUCAAAACCUUCCACAAGGGUGAAUCAAGUAUGGCGAAGAUAAAAGAGGCCGGAAAGUACCGACAGGAAGGAAAGAACUACGUCAUGCAAGAUGGUGACAUCGUUGGUACGUAUAACCUUCUCAUUCGCUUCGUCCGAGACUCCUACUAUUUGCGCUUUUACGUUGCUAAAUAUCAUGCUUGCAUUUUUUGUCUUCUGUCAUUGACUGUCCCUAGUUUUCAUGCACAACACAACAACUGGAAAGAAGAAGUAAACGAAAGAUAUCGAUUUGCAACUAACGCCUAAACCAAAGUUAUUAUUGCUGUCCUGUUAUAUUCCUCCAUAUCCGUCGAUACCAAACGUUUCGGGCUUCUCGCUCUUUACGUCUCCGAGCAAGGACUUCGUCUGGCCGCUCUAUUCUCUUCGUAUUAUCAAAGUCUUCUUUAAUUAUGUGAUUCAGUUUGUCCAUCAUUUCGUCAUGCUCUUUAUCCAUAACUGCUUGUCGCUCUGAUCUAUGGAGUUAUUUUGAAGGAAAGUUUCAAACGCCAAGCCAACAAUUUUCGUGAGAGUUUUUUUCCAGAGUAGACCACCCAAGGAGAUUUAAUAAUAUGGAAUCGGCGAAUCCAUCUCCGUAGUCCUACUUACUUGCUUAUUCUUCCCUGAAACGCAUCUCUUUCACGGUUUUUCCCUUCAAUUCCAUUAGAAACCACCCAUACACCCAAUCCGCAGAAAAGAAAGAGCGGCAAGCCUGCCUUGGCCACGUACAUACUUCCUUCGUCGCUUCCUUUACCAGCAUCGGAAAAGUCGCGGCGGACCUGUUCUCCUUUCCUACUCAAGAACGUACAUCGUUGAUGGCCAGAGACUAUCACCCUCUUCGAAAACGCAACAAGACGCUGGCUUGUCGUCUGUACACGUAUCAUGAUAAAGUUCUUGUUUCCAUUCAAUUCGAAGUAGGUCAACUAAAUACUGAAAUACUGU
Molecule: messenger RNA, 2569 nt
Organism: Pseudo-nitzschia multistriata
Lineage: Eukaryota; Bacillariophyta; Bacillariophyceae; Bacillariales; Bacillariaceae
Source: the annotation of a GenBank genome assembly